Messenger RNA from Adineta steineri, 816 nucleotides. The record is from the annotation of a GenBank genome assembly. Lineage: Eukaryota; Metazoa; Rotifera; Eurotatoria; Adinetida; Adinetidae.
AUGUCUACAAUGAUUGGUUGGCAACUUCAUUGUGUUAACAAAACAUGUGUACCAUGUACUACUGUCAUUGUAUUGAAUAUAUUUGAGUGUCGAACAGCUUGUUUAGCAAAAUUUCUAUGUAAAGCAGCUACUUAUCAUCAAUCCACUUCGAAUUGUGAUUUAUUUGUUGAUUUAUCAAUGUACAACGGUACUAUGUUGCUUGAUAUGAAUAUUGUUACUAUGAUUGUUACUGAUGGAACAAGAAUUCCACCCGAAUCUGAAGUGAAUUGGGUAAUAAACGGUGAUGCAGAGACUGGUCCUUGUCAAUCAGGUAGUGGUGUGACGCAUCCAACAGGUUGGUCUUAUAGUGGAACCAUUACACAAAUGUAUUAUGGAAAUGUCGUUGGAAAUCAAAUGCUUACAGAUCCAGGACCUAGUAAUCGUGGAAAUUGUCAUUUCUAUGGUGGAAAUUCGGCCUCAACUACCAUGUGGCAAACUCAUAAUAUGACAAAUUCAAUCAAUCCUCUUCUUAUUGAUAGUCAAAAAAUUUGGUUUGAUUUCUCCGCAUGGAUUGGUGGUUAUUUGGAUCAAGAUGAUAAUGCUCAAGUAUCGUUAACAUUCUUAAAUCAAAGCAAUCAAAAUGUAGGUAACAGUACCAUUCUUGGGCCGGUAUUAGCCGUAGAUCGUGGUAAUAAAACAUCAUUAGUGUUUCGACAAGCUAUUGGGCCUGUACCGGUUGGUGCUCGUACAUUCACAGUUAAAGUGACUAUGACACGUGCAAGUGGUGUGUCCGAUGGCGGUGAUAUCGAUAGCAUUGUACUUUUCUUAUAUCAAUGA